Armigeres subalbatus is the source of this 2923-nucleotide messenger RNA. RefSeq names its product zinc finger protein ZFP2-like. Gene Ontology annotation, biological process: regulation of transcription by RNA polymerase II. Gene Ontology annotation, cellular component: nucleus. The transcript is spliced from 5 exons. Bases 299 to 2413 code for a protein of 704 amino acids. The record is from RefSeq and is a predicted model, not a curated record. NCBI's taxonomy places the organism in Eukaryota, Metazoa, Arthropoda, Insecta, Diptera, Culicidae. Gene Ontology annotation, molecular function: DNA-binding transcription factor activity, RNA polymerase II-specific; RNA polymerase II transcription regulatory region sequence-specific DNA binding.
ACAAAGUAAAAACAAAAAUGGCCUCGCGUGGUAUUUGUUUUGUUCGAUCAAAGUGAGUGUUUUUCAAGCCCCGCUGAAGUAACGUUAACUCCUGCGGUUCCAUUUUUACGCGAGCUUCUUCCGCCGGAAAUGCCCCUUUGGCUGACGGUGUUCAUAGGCCGUAUUUCGCAACGCCAGUGAAGUAAUUUUCGCGUAACUCGGUGAUCUUGUGAACUCGUCUGCGCGCGUCUGUUUUACGGAAAGUUUAUUUUUUUUCGGUGUAUGUUUCUUUUUGUGCCACUCUGGAUUAUAAUUACUAAUGGAUGCGGGAAUGUUGUUGGUUCCAAAGCUGAAGUCGCUUCCGGGUCCCAGCUCCGUGGGGAACAGUGCUAUGGGUGGGCCUUUAUCAAAAAUGAAAAUAGUUGCGAAGGGAGUUAAUCUUCUGAAUCAGGAAGACAGUCGCGGAAAGCUGGCGGGGUGCAAUGGGAAUAAACAAAAACAGAGGCCGAAUCGCGAUGGUGACCUGAUUCUCGUAAUGGAACCACAAAAUCCAUCCCCGACCAAAUACUUUGAUCAAAAUGGAGUUCCCCUUAAGAAGGAAUCCGUUGAGGAUGGCGAACUGCUAAAGGAGCUUCCGAUAGGGAAAUCUUCCUCUUCAAAGAAGCGAUCAAAACUGACAAUAACCUGCCACAAGUGUUCCAGGCUGUUUGAGACAAAGAUUGAAUUUGAGUUCCACUACCGUAAAAGCUACAAUCAGGAGCCAAUUUACUGCUGCACAACAUGCGAUAAGCAGAUCUCCCAAUACAAAGCAUACAGGCUGCACAUUUAUCGGCACCUGAACAGUGCCAAUCAGAGAUAUACAUGCGGAACCUGCGCCAAAGUUUUUCACCAGAAAUCUGAUUUGAACAGGCAUGAGAACGUUCACGAGAGUCACAAUCAGGCGGCUAUCCUUGCGGAAGCUGCCGUCAGUACAAAGCCACAUCUGUCGGUCACGUCAGAGGAGAAGAUUAGCUGCGAUAGGUGCACUGCCGUUUUCGGUAGUCAGGCAGAGGUCCGCGUCCAUGUGAAAAAGAUCCAUCCUAUCCCGAAGCAGAUGAUCGAGUGUCCCGAUUGUGGUAAGUUUCUCUCGGCAGGGAGCUUGUACUCGCACCGGAAGAUCCAUUCGGAUGGACCAAAAUUCACCUGUGAAGAUUGUGAUAAGUCGUUUGUGCAAAAAAUCAACUUUAUUCACCACCGAAAGAAACAUCUUCCAAAUGAUGAGCGGCCGUUUCCUUGUGGGGAGUGUGGGAAAGCUUUCUUCGAAAAGUCCCACCUGCAAAGGCACCAGUUCUUCCACUCGGAGGAACGGCCGUACAAAUGUGGGCUUUGUGGCAAGUGCUACAAAACGGAGCGUUGCCUGAAGGUUCACUCGGCCGUUCACAAUGCAGACCGGCCGUUCGUUUGCACCGAGUGCAACAAGGGUUUUUUGAGCAGUUCGAAGCUUCGUCAGCACAGUAACAUCCACUCGGGGCUGCGCCCGUUCAAAUGCAAGUACUGCACUCGAGAUUUCACCAACUUUCCCAACUGGCUGAAGCACAUUCGUCGGCGUCAUAAGGUGGAUCAUAGAACUGGAGAAAAACUGGAUAGUGUUCCGAAGUUUAUGACCAAGAAGAAGGACAAGCCGACCGAAAAACCAGAAGCGAUGCUUGAAAAGCAAGAUUCUAUCCACCCGCUCAAGGAAACACCGCAACUAUCCAUCAAAGAGGAAAGUCUGCCCUUCGUCGGGGAGAACUCCAACAUCGAUCUCAAUCUGGUUUCCAAGGAUGAUUUGCUACAGCCAUUGAAAAUGGAAGAGAUGGAAGAUAUCUUCCUGGAGCUUCCCGGCGUAACAAUUUCAAAAAUUGUGGCCGAUGACGAAGACGCACAACACGCGGUUGAGCGGCCCAGAGGGGUUGCCACCUCCACCAGCACCGCCAGUGAGCCGUUAACAGAGGAGGAUGAAUCUGAGCCACUUAGGCCAACUGACUCAGAUUUGGUUGAUCCACCGCCUCUGGGCAUGUCCGAAGAUGAUAACGAGCUGUUCCAGUUUGGUUACGUACAACCUGAAUUUGAUUGUGAUUUUAGCAUUAAGAACGAGUUUUCCCUUAGAGCAGAGGCUGUUAAUAUGAUCCGGGAGAUCGAUUCAGCCAAUAUGAGUGAUACUUACGGUGCAUCAUCGGCACCGUCGGCAGUUCUGCCGGCUGCUACCGGCGCCCUGGUGUACGACAUCAACGGUGAACUGCCUAUUUUUCCAACCCUGAUCUCCAUCUGUGGUGAUGAGCAGCAGUUUCGACUAAUCAAUCCAAAUUUUAUACAUCUGCCUCAGCUUCGCAGAGGCAGCGGUUCCGGUAGCAGUAGCGGCACACCUGGCAAUAGUGCGCCCAGUGGAAGUGGCUUGAAGAUGGAAUCGCCGUAAGUAAGAACAGAUCUUCAUAUACCUAUCUAUAUCGAUAAUUUACUAGUGAGCAAAACUUAUUAAGCUUUGUGUGACUGGUAAGAAACCUUUCAAAUUGAACACACGUUAAGUUGAAAAUCUAUUUUAGUAUUAAGAAUUAAAAGGCAGAUCUCGGUUCGAUGGAAGCAUGUGCACUCCUUCGACAAGAACAGUUGGGCUAGUGAUUAAACAGGACGAAAUUUUGUGGUGAUUUACCCUUAGUGGGAGUAGAAUAAGAUUACAAUUGAACAAACCAUCGGAAUAUAAUUGGCGUUGAUUGCCGGAUGGAAGUUACAGAAACUUUAAUAUUCAUAAUAACAUUGUGAGAAGAUUUGACAUCCAUGUCCAAUCGGUAGAAAGUAUUGAUACUGUAAUAAUAUUUAAGAGCAGAUUAUAGAGGCAAACAGGAAAAUGAUGAUACAAAGCGUAACUCAGAGCCUACAGAAGACUGUUUUUGUAAUAAACACAAGCAAGCUGAAAGCUGUAAUGUAA